This is a messenger RNA of Erythranthe guttata (spotted monkey flower), 1070 nucleotides long. Its product is annotated as filamentous hemagglutinin transporter. NCBI's taxonomy places the organism in Eukaryota, Viridiplantae, Streptophyta, Magnoliopsida, Lamiales, Phrymaceae. The record is from RefSeq and is a predicted model, not a curated record.
ACAUUUAAGCAAAUCAAUUUUCCUAUGCAAUAAUAUAAAAACCUCUUGUUUUCUCAUUCAUUUAAACCCCGAGUUCUCUGUUUUCACUCGCUUCAUUUCUCGCUCUUUCUCUCUCUACAAUCUCUCUCUCUCUAAGAAAAGAAGAAGGGAUAUAUAUUAUACGUGGUGGGAUGGCAGCUGACGUCAGUUGUUUGGUAAGAUUGAUGAACGGCGGCGAUGCAAAAGAGUCGUCGUCGCCGGGCAAAUCAACGGCGCCGAUGACUAGGGAUUUGCUUGCUGGGUAUUGUACCCUAGAUUCGAAGGAGUUGGACCUCGAUUUGCAAGUGCCUUCUGGCUGGGAAAAACGCCUCGACCUAAAGUCAGGAAAAGUAUAUCUGCAGAGAUGCAACUCUUCAUCAAACUCUGCCGAAAAGAACAACAACAAAGCCGCCACGGCAGCCAAAUUUCAAGACCUAAACUUCCCACCGGAGCCCAAGCAAACCCUAAACCUCUUCGACGAAGCUUCCUCCCGAGACUUAAAGCUCGUUUCCUUAUUACCAACGUCUAACUCUCCUUCCUACCAAAGCGUUUGCACUCUCGAUAAAGUCAAAUCCGCCCUCGAGAGAGCCGAGAAAGAAACCGUCGUCCGAAAACGCUCCAUAUCAAUCUCGUCCAAUAAGUCGUCACCCCUUCGGUCAAACAACUCCACUUCCUCGUCGGUCAGAGAUACCGAUUUUGAACGCGGGUCCCACGAGGAGGAGAAGUCGUCUUCGGUGGGCCCGUUUGCGGCCGGUUGCCCUAGCUGCCUUUUGUACGUGCUGAUAUCGAAGAGCAACCCUAAGUGCCCUCGUUGCAGUUGCGUUGUCCCGUUUCCUGUGGCUGCUAAAAAACCUCGGAUCGACUUGAAUAUAUCCAUUUGAAAAAAUCGGAAAUGAGAUAUUAAUUAAUGGGUUUUUUUCGUUUUUGUAAAGAUUUAGAGGAUAGGUGCUAUAUGAGGUGAUUAAUUGAAGAAAAUUGGUAUAUAAACGUGUUAAAGGUUUUGUUUUUGUGUUUGUUUGUUGUAGUAUUAACAGUUAAGCAUGCUUUGGUUU